UAGUUUUAACACGCCAGGCGUAGAAACGGCCCACCGCAUCAGACGCUGGCUGCGUCGUUCAGUGUGAUUUCGUCGUAUACGUUAUUUCAGCGCGUCUCGCUGUCGCAAAACGCCAUACCACGCGCAACGUGAAAAGGUGCUACAUCGCUGCUACUCCACUCGCCGUGAAAGCAUAUUUGUCAGUUCGCCCGCUUAGCCUGGCUCGGCCCCUGUUCGCUCGAAACGGCGCACCUGCACGAAGCGAGAACAUGGACAGACCCUUCAGCAAGAUCGUCAACAACGUGAUCGAGGGAAAGUCCGUGGACUUCUGGACGCUGUCGCGGUUCAUCUGGGAACACCCGGAGUUGGCGCUCAAGGAGGAGACGGCGCACGACAAGCUGUGCGAGUUCCUGGAACUGCGCGAGUUCAAGGUUCAGAGGCACUACCUCCUGAACACGGCGUUCAGGGCAGAGUUCGACGCGCCCGGCGGGACUGACGGUCCCACAGUAGCGUUCCUCUGCGAGUACGACGCCCUGCCCGAGGUUGGCCACGCGUGCGGCCACAACCUGAUCGCCGAGCUGGCCGUUGCAGCCGCCAUUGCCGUCAGGGACGCCAUGAAGUUCUCGCACGCGCUACGCGGAAAGGUCGUCGUGCUGGGAACCCCGGGCGAAGAGAACUGCGGCGGAAAGCAGAUGCUCAUCGACAAGCGCGCCUUCGAGGACAUCGACAUCGCGCUCAUGUCUCAUCCCUUUCCGUACGAGGCCCUCCGGACGGGCUUCACUGCAAGGCAGCAGGUGACGGUCCGUUUCCGGGGCAGGUCGGCCCAUGCCGCUGAGUCCGCCUACAAGGGCCUCAACGCUUUGGACGCUGCGGUGGCCUCCUACAUGAACAUCUCCUUGCUACGUCAGCAGAUCAAGCCCACCAGCAGGGUUCAUGGCGUGAUUCUCCGGGCGGGAACCUAUCCCAACGUGAUACCGGAAGCGAGCGAACUGAGCUACCACAUCCGCGCCGUGACCCUGGCUGAUCUCGAGGAGCUGGUGGGCCGCGUCGAAGGCUGCUUCCGGGCGGCCGCCCUGGCCACGGGCUGCAGCCUCAACUUCGAGUGGGGCAUCCGCUACAAGAACCUCGUGCACAACGUCGCACUCACCGAGGUGUACCGGAAGCACGGACUAGCGCUGGGCGUGGAGUAUCUGGACGCCGACAUGAAAGAAGUAGUGCCCACUGGCGCGGCGACGGACGCCGGGAACGUUUCGCACUGCAUACCGACUCUGCACACUGUGUAUCUGGUCGGCAACGGUGCUCGGAACCACACCCGUGGAUUCGCCGAGAUUGCGGGCACCAUCGACGCCCAGGCGCCCACACGGCGAACGGCCAAGGUGUUAGCGCACACCGCCAUCGAGUUGUUCUGCGACCCCAUCCUGGUGCAGAAGGUCAAGGACGAGUACGCCGACUGGCGCAGUAGCACAGCCAUGUCUCCGGCAACACCACAGUCGAAGAAAUGAACUGUUCCAUGUAGGGUUGUUUGAUUGAACUGCUCUAGGCAGUCCGGGAACUACCCGGGACCGGGAAAUUUCCCGGCAACCACGGAAAACUGCGCAAGAACCCAGUACAGAGCGGAUAACACGGUUAGGAGUCGAUAGCGAGGCUGCAGAGGAAUGUGUACCGAGGUGUCCCGGAAAGUUUCGUGCCAGCCCUGGGAGCCAUGCUCAACUCUCAUUGGCUGAGAACACUGCAGCUCGGACUUAACGAGGUCACCGUGAACGAAACCUGAAAGGACGCUCAGUACGGCUCCUCACCCAUUCAUUCAGUGUUGAAGAGAGGCUUCGCAGUUCAUUUCAAGCACAUGGAAGUGAAGGACAACUCUACAAGUUUCUUUUCGUCUUGCAAGAUUCCUUGUGGGUCGCUUUUAGUUGUUCCUGUUGCUGUUUGUUUUUUUUUUUGUUUUUUUGUGGUAAAGCGGUAGCACAUAGACGGGCAUGUGUUACGCACUUUUGACUGACAACGCUAUGCCAUGUGAUACAUCGUCUUGAAGGGUGUUUCGAAUGCCAUUCUCACUUGAAAUUACUGGUCGGCAAAAGUUUGCUCUUUUUAUUGGUUCUGUUUUACUCUGUUUUACCUUUUAGUUAAUACUAAAUGUGUAAACUUCAUAACUCACGUCUUUCAUCGACGUUUACUAAUACUGUACACUGCAGGCUAUAGCUAAAGAAAGUGUUUCCAACGUUCUAACUUGGACGAGAAAUUUGCCGAAUCUUAAGUUGUGUAACGUUGCACACAGCGUCUAUGAAUCGAUUCGUCCAUGGCCUAUUAAUUAUUUCGAUAGGGACCACUAGAAAUACUGCUCUAGGACCACACUAUUUUUCCUUGACGCAGUAGUUCCAGGUAAUAGAGUGGACGCACUUAGGUGUUACGUUUGACUGAAAGACCGCAUUUCCGAAAAUAAAAUGGAGAGAAACGUGUGGUUUGUUCGUCUAAUUGCCAUAGCGAGGCUUGCAAGAGGGUGCACUGCACGCAACGCAUAGCUUUCCACUGUCUUUCAAUGCAAUUCC
Rhipicephalus microplus (southern cattle tick) is the source of this 2525-nucleotide messenger RNA. RefSeq names its product xaa-Arg dipeptidase-like. NCBI's taxonomy places the organism in Eukaryota, Metazoa, Arthropoda, Arachnida, Ixodida, Ixodidae. Gene Ontology annotation, molecular function: dipeptidase activity. The record is from RefSeq and is a predicted model, not a curated record.